This is a messenger RNA of Eublepharis macularius, 3895 nucleotides long. RefSeq names its product TRAF interacting protein (gene TRAIP). NCBI's taxonomy places the organism in Eukaryota, Metazoa, Chordata, Lepidosauria, Squamata, Eublepharidae. Bases 258 to 1646 code for a protein of 462 amino acids. The transcript is spliced from 16 exons. The record is from RefSeq and is a predicted model, not a curated record.
GUUUGCUCUGGCGAUUGAGGAUAAUUGUUCCAAGCGAAGUUGAGCCUGAGACCAGGGCUUUCGUGAGAAGGGAGUCGGCGGGAGGAUAGACUCGUGGUUAUUGGCGGGGAGGAGGGGUCUCUGCCUUGUGUAGACAGAGAGACACGUGUUUGGGGUAGUUGUUGACCGACACGCAGGUAGUGGUCUGCUCCACAUAAGGUUGUACUGAUGGGAAAUGCUUGACUUCCUCCUCGUAUGUACGUAUUAAGUUACAGAGGAUGCCUAUCCGUGCCCACUGUACCAUCUGUUCUGACUUCUUUGACAAUGAGAGGGAUGUGGCUGCUAUUCACUGUGGGCAUACCUUUCACCAUUUGUGCCUCAUCCAGUGGUUUGACACUGCGCCAAGUCGGACUUGCCCACAGUGCAGAAUUCAGGUUGGCAAAAGACACAUCAUCAACAAACUGUUUUUUGAUGUUGCCCUGGAGGAGCAGUCAGGCCUGGAUGCAGAAAGUCUACAGAAUGAACUAGACAGAGUGAAAGCCCAGCUAUCCUUGAAAGAGAAGGAGAAACGAGAUUGCCAAUCUAUUGUGGACUCACUGAGGGAAGCUCUGGAUGUUCGAAAUGCCACUAUUGAAUCUCUUCAGAAAGCUAUAUCUGACAUGGAAAUGUUAUGUUCUACUCUCAAGAAACAAAUGAAGUACCUGGAGCAGCAGCAAGAGGAUACAAAGAAUGUAAAAGAGGAGUCCCGAAAACUGCGAAAUAAACUGAAAGCUAUGGAGAGGAUUGAGCUGUUAUUGCAGGGCCAGCGUCCUGAGGUGGAGGAAAUGAUCCGUGAUAUGGGAGCAGGACAGGCAGCAGUGGAACAGCUUGCGGUCUAUUGUAUUUCACUGAAAAAGGAAUACGAGAACUUGAAGGAGUCUCGGAAAACAUCAAAUGAAAAAAUUGAGAAGUUGAAAAAGGAGUUGUUUUCUGCAAAUCAUAAGAUACAGAAAAUUGUUCUGGAGUUGGAGAAAACAAACGAGGAAUUGAGAAGCACCCAGACAGAUCUGAGAAGUGCAGAUAAGGAGAUCACAAGUCUGAAGAAGAAGAUAGAAAUCCUGCAAGAUACUCUAAAAGUGCCAUCAGUGACCAGUGAAGCACUCAGUCGACUUCUGUCUGAAAGCCCAGCUCCCAUGGAAUUGCUCAGCCCAAAGCUCCAUCGGCCAGCUCACAGUGAUGACAUUGAUCUGAAUUCUACCUUUGAUGUGGAGACACCAAAGCAUCAACCUCAUAAGACGGCCCCCGCUCCUGCCAAAAAGCUCAAACUGGAUAAAAAGUCGGCCUCUGUGACAAAUCUAUCAAAAGUUCUGAAAGACGCAGUAGAGAACUGUUCAGCUGAUGCAGAAGGUGAGCAUCUAGAAGACUUGCUUCCUGCUUUCAUCAGAAAUUCGGUUCUGUCCAAGAGACCACGUGGGAGCAGCUCGCUGAUGCCACAGAGGAACAUAGGAAUAGUGAGAAUGGGUUAUGAUGGCCUAGGAGGCAGAACCAAAUUCAUACAGCCUAGUAUUGCGGCAGAGAUUCGCCCCAUGCCUGUGAAGAGCAAGAAAAAGAAUGUUUCUAAGCUAACGGUGGCAACAGCUUCUGCUUCUGGCAUAAGUCAGGCGAAACUAGAUUACUUCCUUAAGUAACUAUGGAUUUCUUUAGCACAAAAAAAUAAUCAGAGGCCUGGGAUCAUCUUAUACAGCAGGCAGCCAUCAUUGUGACCACAGUGGGGUGGACAGAAGAUGGGGGAGAUUGUGGACUGUUGUGUUCCACCAUCUUUGGGUUUAUAUGACAUUUUUUUCCUGCGAAUUGAGCAUGGAGUGGUCUUGCUAUGUUGCCAGCACUUACAGGGGGAAAAGACUAAAAAUUUCAGUUCCAGAAUUCCUUGAGCCUUAGAUAUCCUGAAGGACUACUCUGUAUUGUGGAGCUGAUGAACUAUAGGAAUGUGGAUCCUGUAACUUUGAUAGCUAUAUCAGCUACAAAAACACAUCACCGAGGGAUUGGAGGUGUCCGUUCAUUAAAAAACACCUGCAGCAGAAGCAUCUAUGCCAUGGAUUCAUUCAGACUUCAUAAAUUUUACAAUGGGGAGAAAAUUCUGCCUGCAGCCAUCAAGUUAUGUGGGUCUUUGACCUGACAAGAGGCUCAAUACAAGCACCUGGGUAGUUCCUUUUCUAACACUAGAAGUGCAAGGCCAUGCCUUCUGCCAAAACCUUUUCAUAUCUCUUGGCUACUGACCACCUCAGAGAAAAUGAGGUUCUAGACUAUGUUGUAGGGAUUAUUUGAUGAUUAAUAAUGAAUUUCUGCCUUCCUCUCACUGAGCUAGGUUAUUGGCUUGAAAUGUUUGUGUUCAGUAGCUCAGACUGCCUGUUUUCAAAGCGAGACAAAGUUCCCACCUAUGAAAUUCGCUUGGCUGGGAAAUUUGAGCAGAAUUUUUCCUGUCCCUUUUCUCUUCCACCCUGCCCCAUCUUGUCUGUUGUCUUGAUUGGGUUUGGCUGGUGGUAACAGCUGUAGCAGGAAGGGAAAUUCUUUCAGUGUCUUUCCAGUCUUUUCCUCUACUACUGCCCUAUGGCAGGGUUGGAUAGUCUGCUACAGACAGGAGGGCAGGUAAAUUGAGAUGGAAGUAGAAAGCGAGAAUUGGAGGGAAGUACAUAGAACUUUUUGAUGCUCUUGCUGACAUCAAAUGUGCCAUGGUUCUCUGAGUGCAUCAAGAACUUGGAUUCCUUGCUCAGAUAAAAUUAACUUUUGAACUAUUUAUCCUUGAAAUUUCAGUUUCUCUGUGCUAAAAUACAAGGGAAGCUGGUGGAGCUUGCCUAUCUCUUAUCAACCCGUUUUAGCACCAAGUAGUACUUUUUGCAAGUAACUUCUAUACUUUUGACACAAGGAAUUAUCUAACUGCUGAAGAAGCUUUUAUAGUGAUGUGGGUUUCCACUUAAGAAGGAAGGGCUGGUUUGCCCGCAAGGUGAAGCUUGAAGACAUCUUCAUUAUACUCUUAAGUCUUCUGGUUAAACCUGAUCCAACCCUUCUGAAGUAAGCAUGGAGACCUCAACUGUCUGGUGCUCCCAAUAUUCAGCAGCCUUUCUCUCCUUAAAUUAACACUGAGCUGGAUUUAGUUGAAGCACAGAUGCCUUUUUAGCUUGUAACUUUCUAUUCUGUCUGUAUUUUCGUUUUUUUCCUGUCCUAGACAUUCUGCCUAUGGCAUAGAGUUGUGAAGCUAUAAGGAAAGUGUCAUUUUUGAGAUUAUUUGCUUCAUUGUAUUCAGAGAGUUUAUGGAACAUAAGUAGACAUGCUCCACAACUGGGGUAUCGUUUAGGAAUUGCACACCACUCACUCUCUUUCCUCCAUGAUAGGAGCGUCCUAGCUUCUUAGGAGGUGGUGCUGUGUCUUUGCUUUAGGCUACAGGAAAAUAGUUCCCAGCUUAAACUUUCCAUCUAAUGGAAGUUUUUCCAGGUGAAGAAAUAUUAUUUGUUUGUGGCAUUGUUCAGAUUUAUUUGCCUUUAAAAUUUGGCUUUAAACUUAGCUUAGUCAUUCACAUCCUGGAGGAAUUUUAUAAAUCAAACCCACCAAGAACCUGAGAGUCACUGUGUUUACAAUGAAAUGAAAAACUAGUCACAGAUCUAGCUGGCUUGUGCUUUGAGUUCUUAGCUGAACAUGUGUGCUCAUGUUGAAUAAAUAUUGUAAAAAACAUGCCUUUUUGUUAAACUGAAGGGAUGUAGGCUUAAGUCUUUUAAGUCACUGUAGCUGCAUGCCAAGGAUUUACAAGUACAAAUGAUGAAAUAUACAUCAUCAUCUGAGACAGAAGGCUGCAGCCUUCCUCCAAAUGAAGAUUUCUGACACGCUGAGCAAUCGGAAUCCCUCUUUCCACAACUAUAAGCCUUGAGAGUUGGAAAAAGCUGAA